ACUCUGUGACUCCAUUAUAGUGCACACUGCACUCUGUUCAUUCCUGUCUAUGCUAAUAUUAUUUUUCAAUUUUCAAAUUAGAAUAGAAAAUUUAGGUUAUAUAUUGUUUUUGUUUUGUUAUUCCAGUUGAGAACCACGAGGUAGAUAACCAUAAAAUAACUUGAUUUGUGUUUGGACUUUAUAUAAUAAUUAUUGUUCCUGAGCUUUAGUAUUGCAACAUUUUAUCUCAUUUUUAAUCUAUUAUAUUUUUACGACACUUCGUUUUAUCGUUCUCAAAGUGAUUAUUUCUGUGAAUAAAGUGUGUUAUCUUUACAUCGGUAAUUUAAUUAUAUUUUCGUGGCUCUAACGAUAUGAACAUCCAAAUGAGUGAAGAAUUAAUGGAGAUUUGGGACGAUUCUUCAAUAGAUAAGACUUUUGAUGAAGCAAUGAGUAAAGCUAAAGAAAAGAUUAUGAUGAAGUUAAAGUAUGCCGGUUCCGAAAAAGUGCAUUCAAAAAACAUUAAUAAGAUCAGUUGGAAGGAAGGUGAUUAUUGUCGGGCUGUGUACUGUGAUGGAGUUGAAUAUGAAGCAGAAAUAUUGGACAUAUCAAGAAAUCAGUGCAUCAUCAAGUACUUUGGUUAUGGUAAUCAACAAACAGUGGAUGUCAAAGAAUUACUAGUGUCUCAUGGAAGUAAAGCUAGAGAAGACCAAUGUAGAAUUUCCGCUAACAUUGAUGAACAAUUUAAUAAUAUUGACAAUUUUAAAAAAACUGAACACUUUGAAAUGAGACUUCCGGGUAUUCCACCAACUGUACCUCAACAUGUUUUGAAAGAAACUAGCUUUGAUGAAUCAGAAAGUUUGUCUGCAAUGUUGAUGUCGUGGUACAUGUCUGGUUAUCACGCCGGCUAUUACCAGGGGUUGAUGGCAUCAAAGAAUAAAGGUAAUAAUUAGAGACUAAUAACAAACAAUGUAAUUGAAUUAAUCUUUCUCCUGUUGUAAUAGAUGGGCUUAUCACAACUCAGUAAUCAGUCAAUAUUUACGAAUUAAUUAUUGUAACAAA
This is a messenger RNA of Nilaparvata lugens (brown planthopper), 1038 nucleotides long. RefSeq names its product survival motor neuron protein. The record is from RefSeq and is a predicted model, not a curated record. Lineage: Eukaryota; Metazoa; Arthropoda; Insecta; Hemiptera; Delphacidae. The transcript has a single exon. Bases 351 to 929 code for a protein of 192 amino acids.